Lasiosphaeria miniovina is the source of this 2748-nucleotide messenger RNA. Its product is annotated as kinase-like domain-containing protein. Bases 1 to 2748 code for a protein of 915 amino acids. The record is from RefSeq and is a predicted model, not a curated record. The transcript has 2 exons. NCBI's taxonomy places the organism in Eukaryota, Fungi, Ascomycota, Sordariomycetes, Sordariales, Lasiosphaeriaceae. Gene Ontology annotation, biological process: protein phosphorylation; signal transduction. Gene Ontology annotation, molecular function: protein kinase activity; protein binding; ATP binding.
AUGGCCAUGUUGGCGUCAAAGUCGUUUUCGGCCACGCUGGGCUCUCAGCAGCCCUCGGGUCUGAUGGCAACCACGCCGCAAACAGCAUACCCGCCCAGCAGACGCGCUCCUGCCGUGCCCAUGGCGAGCCAGUCCUUCGCCAGCCCUACCGAGUCCGAAUUCUCCGACGUCGACGGGCCCUCGUCGGUCAAGAACUGGAACGAGGACCAGGUCUGCGACUACCUCAGGAGUGUCAAAUGCGGCGAGUACGAGAAGAUAUUUCGAAAGAACCACAUCAACGGCGAGAAUCUCCUCGAGAUGGACAAGGAGGUCCUCAAGGAGAUGGGAAUAGAUAAAGUCGGUGACCGCGUCCGGUUGUUUCUGGGCAUUAAGAAGCUGCGGACAAAGACAUACGCGAAUCAGAAGAAGCGGAAUAGGGACUCGUUUGGUGGGCUUGACGUUCAGUAUAUGCCGCCAUCGGCUUCGCCGCGGCCCCUGAACCCUGGGAACAGGACGGCUGCCCCUAAUUUGGCGAACAAGAGAUACUCGCGCCAAUACGACAUGUCCGCCGUCGUAGACCCCUCAAAGCCGUCCUCGAGGCCGACUUCGCCGUUACCCGGCACCGACUUCAGAGCGGCCGGCCGGCAACGAUAUGCCCAGCCACAGGGAUACUCGAGCCAACAGACACCCACCGCAUCGUCGAGAUUCCCCAUGUCUCCUCCCGAUGCGCUCCCUGGCAGAUUGGUGCCGGCACACACCAGAAACAAUUCCAGCAUGGACGGCUCGCUCAUGGCCGCGCUUCCGCAGGGCCAGGACGUGAUCCGUGUCAUCUCCACGGGGGGUGUAACCAAAGUUGUCAAGAUUGCCGACUGCAACACAUGCGAGGAAGUCAUGCGAGUCACUCUUCGCAAGUUUGCCCUGCGCGAGGACCACGAGCGGAAUUACUGCUUCUGGGUUCUUGCAGGCGUAGACCCUGAUCCGAAGCAGUGUCGGCGUCUGGGAGACACGGAACUGUGGAGGGUUAUCAAGGACCACACCCGCCCGGAACGGAACCGUCUGAUUCUGAGACGUGUUCCUGCUGGAGAACCCGGGAUGUCGGAGCUUGAGAGGGCUGCCGCCAUCGGCAUGGAAGAAGCCCAGCAGAACCACAACCGUGCCCUCGAAAACAUAACUAAACAGAGCCAGCUCAAGAUCCAAAAAGUCCUCGGCGAGAGCUGGGAGAACAUGCAGCCGCCCCUCUCCCCCGUCUCGUACCAGGACCGAGAGAGAAAUGUCUAUAAUGCGGCCAGGGAUCUGGAGCGGCCGGCCCCGGUGGAGACGCCUCGAGCCGGGCCCCGUCGCAAAGGUGUCCCCGGGCUCCGCCAGUUCGGUGGCUUGAGGCCGCCUAGCGAGCUCAUCGCCUCUGAUCUCACGAGCUACUUUCCGGAUCACUCAAGAGAACAAAUCGACAGGACAGCUCGCCUGUCCAUGCGACGGUCUGCCCGUCUCAGCAAGAUAAACAGCCGCCUGAGCGUUGCCAGCACCAUGAGCUUUGCCUCUAGCAUCCAAGAUGCCCCGCCCAUCCCCACCAUUGCGGACAGUUGGCUGACCGCCUCCAACCAAAUCGCCAAGGUCCGUCCUCGCGACGCGCAGGGGAGAAUGCCGCACGGGUAUCGGGACUCGAUUGCUUCCUCUGUGCUUGACACUCUCCAGGAGGAAUCAUCCCCAACGGAGCCAAACCGGAAGUCGUACAUUUCCUUCGCCGAUAGCGGCUCCGACACGGCUGCGCUGAGCAUCACCGACCCUGACGGGCACGUAAGGCACAGCUAUUUCGACGGCGAGAGCACAACCGGCUCCGGGGGCUCCAUCCAGGAGGUCAACCAGGCCCUGAACGAGGAUGGAGAAGACGCCGACGAGGAGCUGCAGAGCUUCCUCGCUGGCGAAUCGUGGGACGACAGCAAGUGGAUGAAGGGUGCCUUGAUCGGCCAGGGAUCUUUCGGUUCCGUCUAUCUCGCACUGCACGCCGUCACGGGUGAGCUGCUUGCUGUGAAGCAGGUCGAGGCGCCCGGCGCGAGCGCCAACAGCCAGAGCGAUUCGAGGAAGAAGAGCAUGAUAGAGGCUUUGAAGCGCGAGAUUAGCCUCCUGCGUGACCUCCGACACCCCAACAUUGUGCAGUAUCUGGGAUGCGGCUCGUCGGCCGAGUAUCUCAAUAUUUUCCUCGAGUACGUGCCUGGUGGCUCGGUGCAGACCAUGCUCAACUCGUAUGGCGCAUUGCCGGAGCCUCUCGUUCGCAGCUUCGUCCGGCAGAUCCUCAACGGCCUGUCGUAUCUCCACAACCGCGACAUUAUCCACCGCGACAUCAAGGGUGCCAACAUCCUGGUGGACAACAAGGGCACCAUCAAGAUUUCCGAUUUUGGUAUCUCAAAGAAACUCGAGGCGACAAACAUCCUCAACGGCGCCAACAACAACAAACAUCGGCCAUCUCUUCAGGGUUCCGUCUUCUGGAUGGCGCCCGAGGUUGUUAAGCAGACUUCGUACACGCGCAAAGCAGACAUCUGGUCCCUGGGCUGUCUCGUCGUUGAGAUGAUGACGGGCACCCACCCGUUUCCCGACUGCACCCAGUUGCAGGCCAUCUUCAAGAUUGGUGGAUCCAAGGCCGCUCCCACAAUCCCAGACCAUGCCAGCGAAGAGGCCAAGCAGUUCCUUGUCCAGACCUUUGAGAUGGACCACAACAAGCGCCCAAGUGCCGACGAUCUAAUGCUAAGCCCCUUCCUAACGCCGGCCACAUAA